CCAGACAGCCGGACGUAUAAGCAAGAAGAAGAAAAGGCACACCGCCUCCUCUCCACCUCCUCCGGCUGUUCCUCCUCCUCUUCCUUCUACAAGGAUAACUGUGUGGUGUUUAUUAGGUGUUUCUUCUCUACCUGUGUCUAACAGCAGAGCUUGGUUUCGGCUUGGUGGCAGCGCAGAUGACAUGUCGUCCUGGGCUAAAUCGUCUUCAGCUGCCCGGCGGCAGCAGGCUAACCCGAACGGAAGUGCUCAACAACUUCGUCUGUUCCGGAGAACAGCGCCUUACCCGAGCAGAGAGGACAGGACCGAGGAGCUCAAAGAUGCCCUGGACAGCUAUGAGGAACUCGAGCAAAUACAAAACUACAGUGCGAAUGUGAAGUAUGAGAGCUACAAGCAUCAGCCAGCUGCCAAGCCAGAGAGCUGCACUCCAGCAGACAGACGUAAAGCUCUGUAUCAGAGGUUCUACAGACAAGUGCAGGAGGACAGGAGGCCGGCCGACUGCGUGGUCCUCUCUGUCACCAACCAGUGCCUGGAUUACCCCAAAUCGCUAAGCCAGUGCUUGCAGGAGCGUGGCCUGUCAGUGGAAAUGCUCUACCUUCAGGCGGAGUCGGGCCUGACCCGGGCCCUUCAGGAUGUCCGAGCAGAAGGCUCCCCGUUAUGUAUUCUGGUGGAGCAGACAAACAUAGCUCUGUCCUCCUGCACUGUUAUCAUAUUCUCAGAAUCCCUCAAAAUCCACCGAAACAUGCCCAAAGACCAGGCCAUGGACUUUGUCACAGCAGAGUACAGUCGUGGACUUGUCAAAGAGCGCCCGAAGAGGGACCCUGCAGACCUCGCUGCACAAGCGUCACAGCUGCUGGACGACUUUCUUGAGCGAGAAAAGAUCGAGCGCCACACUGUUCCCUCUGAAACCCGUCCUCUCCUCAUGCUGUUAGCUGAGGGGGUGCACCUCUACACCGAAGAGCUGGAAAGCAUCUCAGAGUAUGUGCGUACCCGACUGGAGCACGUACAAGUCUCAAACACAGAGGGACAGAGGGGUAACAUGUUACCCCCAGGACUUGGAAAACCACCUCCUCUGCUCCCCACUCCACCUGGGCCCCCUCAGCCCCAGUCUCAGGCCGGAGCAGGGGGCAAUUUGAUGGACCACCCGUCAUCUUCACCCUCUCCUCUCCUGCCCUCACCAGGCUCUUAUCCAAAAACCAAACCCCCUCCACUGCUGUCCUUGCAUAGACCUCCCUGUCCCUCGUUGGGGGCUCCACCAUCACGAGGCCUUCUGUCCUCACACAGUCCCUUUGGCCCUCUCCCAUUGUCUCGUGGGCCCCUACUCCAUCAUGUUCCUCCAUACCAUCCAGGCCCCAGGGGCCCUCAUGGGAUUAGAGGGGGCCCUCCUACUUUGAAGAGUUCACGGCCUCCACUUCUUGCUUCUCCAGGUCCCCCUCAUCCUCUUCAGAGACCAAACGCCCGUCACUAAGACGGACAGACAUCCACACACACUGAGGCACACACACACUGUAACACAUGCAAGCCUGAAGAUGACACCCAACUCCAGAAGAGACCCUAUGUGGGGGUUGGCAACUGUUUGGAUCUUCCUUUUCUUUUUGUAAAGAAGUUAACCCCACUCAGUAAAAUGAAAAAGGUGUCAAAAGAUAAAUAUUGAUAAAUGUAUUGUGGAUGAGUUGAUGGAGGAUGUGUGGAGUAAUGAAAAAGACUGAUAUUUAGUAUGUUUUCCACAAUGCCUUCGGUGAACUUGUUCGUAUUUCUCUUUUUUUAUUGUUUGGUGAUUCUCACCCAGAGAAAGAUGGUGUGGUGACAGUGGCAGGAUAAUCCUCCCUACCAUGUGUCAUGAUGGUGCUUAAGUUUUCACAUGGGGUUAAACAGACAAACUAAAAAUCUGUUCACACAUUGGUAGGGCUGUGAGUCUGAAAGAGCCCGUACAUUGUUUUUAUCUAAAGAUGCAGUGUGAAUCACAGAGGUGUUGCCUGGACCUAAAAACAAUAAACUAUCCAUAUGUUGAUGAUAAAAGUAGUUUUGCAUUAAAUAUCAGGAGGCAGCUUAAAAUGUUUGCAGGAUUACUAGAAUAAACAAUUCGACCGUACUUCACAUUAAAUAUCUUUCACUGCAGAACACACACAAAGAAUAGCUUCACUACUGCAGACCUGGCAAAGCAGGGUGAGCUGGUUUCACAUUAAAUGAGAUAAUUGCAUUCACUCUCAUUUUUUUAAUUCAGGGAAAAUGAUUCUACUCUGUAAAAUACCCUGGUUUGGUUGUCAGUAGUCAUGUGCAGCACUCUGUGGCAUUAGUGUAGUGAAGAUAAGGCAGCAGUUCACUGAUGAAGUCAUCCUUCUGCGUCACUGUAAGUCAACACUUCACAGCUUGGAUGUGUUUGUUGCUUUGGUGUGAAAAUGACUGAAGGCAUAUGUUCAAAAGUGACUGCAAGUUGUUUUUUUCCACAUUUAGAUGGAACUAUGGAGGCUUAACGAUUCACAGAUUACACAGAGAAUGAGUGACAGUCUGUGAGAACAAUCCGUCUUCAAAACAUCUCUUUUUUUUUUCCUUUUAGAUAUUUAAGGAUGAGGAUUGUUUAGUCCUGUACUUGUUUUUAAUAUGUAUAUAAACUGUUUAUAUUUGGAUUGUGAAAGUUAAAUGGUGAACAAAAUUGCCCAGUCAGUUAUUUUUCCUGGAUGUAUAGCAGUGUUAAUGUUACAACUACAUAGAGGAAAACUAUCAUUUCAAAGGAAACGUCUGCAAAUGUUGAAGUAUUGUUCUGGUCUGACAAGCGUUUCACUAUGACUUCUUUUGUUAAAGAGAGCAUGACCCUUCAUAAAUAAAGAGACAUUCAAGAAAA
Molecule: messenger RNA, 2839 nt
Organism: Notolabrus celidotus (New Zealand spotty)
Lineage: Eukaryota; Metazoa; Chordata; Actinopteri; Labriformes; Labridae
Exons: 9
Coding region: 182-1465 (427 amino acids)
Source: RefSeq, a predicted model, not a curated record